Messenger RNA from Anoplopoma fimbria (sablefish), 2694 nucleotides. Its product is annotated as extracellular calcium-sensing receptor-like. Gene Ontology annotation, cellular component: membrane. Bases 1 to 2694 code for a protein of 897 amino acids. Gene Ontology annotation, biological process: G protein-coupled receptor signaling pathway. Gene Ontology annotation, molecular function: G protein-coupled receptor activity. The record is from RefSeq and is a predicted model, not a curated record. Lineage: Eukaryota; Metazoa; Chordata; Actinopteri; Perciformes; Anoplopomatidae. The transcript is spliced from 11 exons.
AUGUCUUGGUUAUCCUGGUUCUUCACUUUGAAGCUGUGCUUAUCCCUGCUCUUUGUGGGGCUUGUGGGCAGACAGCUGGGGCUCAGGGUUGGGCUGCAGGUGGUUCAGACAGCGACGUGUUCUCGGUGGGGUGCACCCAGCGAUCAGGGUCUGUUCCAGGAGGGAGAUGUAGUGAUUGGUGGACUCUUUAGUCUUUAUUACAAGCCUCCAGAUCUAGACAACGACUUCAUUCAGCUGCCAUACUACAAACCGUGUACAGGUUUGCAAAAUCUUCCAUUACAGUACAUAUAUGCUAUGGUGUUUGCACUGGAGGAAAUCAAUCACAGCACAACCUUGCUGCCAGGUGUGAAGCUUGGCUACCAUAUUCUUGAUAGCUGUGCCCUACCCCCUUUGGCUAUCCAGGCAGCACUGUCGCUGGUUGGAGGAGACAGUGCCAGUUGUAAUUCAACAGCCCUGCCAGACUAUUCUGCUGAAGAGGGAAUCAGAGAAAGGAGAGGUGAUCAGACUGUUCCUUUGAUCAUCGGUGGUUCCUCAUCUAAAACAGCCCAGAUACUCUCCAGAAUCCUGGGGCCACUCGCUAUGAGCUACACGGCUAGCUGCCCCUGUCUGAGUGACAGGCUCCGGUAUCCUAACUUCUUCAGGACCAUGCCCAGUGAUAUUUACCAAGCCCGUGCUAUUGCCCAGCUUUGCAUACAUUUCAAUUGGACCUGGAUCGGAGCAGUUGUAGCAAACAACGAUUAUGGCCUUGUGGCAAUAAAGGUUUUUCAGGAGGAGACUCAGGGGGCAGGUGUGUGUCUGGCAUUUGUAGAGACCCUUCAAAGAGAAAACAUUGUGAGUGAUGCCAGACAAGCAGCUCUCACAAUUCAGGCCUCGACUGCAAAAGUGAUUCUGAUCUUUACCUGGUACACAGAUGUGAGAGAACUGUUCCUGCAACUAGACAAGAUACAUGUGACUGACAGACAGUUUCUUGCCAGUGAGGCUUGGAGCACCAGUGGAGAUCUUCUCCAAGAUCCUGUCACUUCUAAAGUGGCAAGUGGUGUCCUUGGUGUGGCCAUUCGAAGUUCAGCUAUACCUGGAUUUGAAAAUUAUAUCAGAAGUUUGAACCCAUCUGGUCGUCCUGACGAUAAGUUCUUAAAGGAAUUCUGGGAAGAGAUGUUUGGUUGUAGUCCUGGGGCCACAUCACUCUCUACAUAUGCAUCUUCUCUGUCGACUCAAGAAGACAGCUUGCUUCAAAAGGAGUCUCUACCGAUCUGCAGAGGAACAGAGUCCCUGGAGGGAGUGCAGAAUCACUUCACUGAUAUUUCCCAGCUGAGGGUGACAUAUAAUGUCUACCUUGCUGUUUAUGCUGCAGCUCAUGCCCUUCACAGCCUCCUGUCCUGCUCUGAUAAAGAAAGCUCACCCAGAAACAACAGUUUCACUUGUUCUUCUCCAAAACACAUCAAACACAUAGAGCUGUUGCAGCACUUGGACAACGUGAACUUCACCACACCACAAGGGGAAAUGUUUUAUUUCCAAGAGGGAGACACUCCAGCAAAGUAUGACCUUGUCAACUGGCAGAACACCCCUGAGGGGUCACUCAAACUUGUUUUGAUCGGUCGUGUGGACGGGUUUGACCUCCACCUUAAUGAAUCAGCCAUUCAGUGGAGUACUGGAUCCAAUAAGGUGCCUACUUCAGUGUGCAGUGAGAGCUGUCCCCCAGGUACCAGAAAGGCCAACAGGAAAGGAGAACCGCUCUGCUGCUUUGACUGUAUCCCAUGUGCUGAAGGGGAGAUUAGCAAUCAAACUGAUUCCCUUCAAUGUAAGCAUUGUCCAUCUGAGUUUUGGUCAAAUGCUAAGCGAACUGCCUGCAUCCCUCGCCAGCUGGACUUCCUUUCCUUUAAUGAAACUUUGGGCAUUACUCUGACUACAGCAGCUGUGUCUGGUGCUGCAGUGACAACAGCUGUGUUUAUAGUUUUUCUUUACUACCGUCAAACACCUAUGGUCCGAGCCAAUAAUUCAGAACUGAGCUUCCUGCUCCUCCUGUCUCUGAAGCUGUGCUUCCUGUGCUCACUGGUGUUCAUUGGUCGUCCAUCAGUCUGGUCUUGUCGGUUCCAACAGGCAGCUUUUGGGAUCAGCUUUGUACUUUGUGUUUCUUGCCUCCAAGUCAAGACUAUAGUUGUUCUGGCAGCUUUCCGCUCAGCUCGGCCUGGUGCUGGAUCCUUGAUGAAAUGGUUUGGUCCAGGCCAACAGAGAGGAAGUGUCUUCCUCUUUUCCUUUAUACAGGUCAGAAAUGUUUUCAUCUGUAUUAUUUGGCUACUAUCAAGCCCCCCUGUGCCUCAAGUUGACUUGGAUAUACCGGGGUUAAAGGUCUCCUUCAAGUGUGCCAUGGCCUCUGUGGUGGGCUUCUCUCUGGUUCUGGGUUACAUUGGUCUGCUGGCCUGCACCAGUCUCCUCCUGGCCUUUCUCGCCCGGAAACUCCCUGACAACUUCAACGAGGCCAAACUGAUCACCUUCAGCAUGCUGAUAUUCUGUGCUGUUUGGAUAGCUUUUGUCCCUGCUUAUGUUAGCUCUCCUGGAAAAUAUGCUGUUGCUGUGGAGAUUUUUGCAAUCCUCGCCUCUAGCUAUGGUUUACUUUUCUGUAUAUUCGCUCCAAAGUGUUUUAUUAUUCUUUUGAGGCCAGAAAAAAAUAAUAAGAAACACCUGAUGGCCAGGUAG